Molecule: messenger RNA, 1216 nt
Organism: Bombyx mandarina (wild silkworm)
Lineage: Eukaryota; Metazoa; Arthropoda; Insecta; Lepidoptera; Bombycidae
Product: G protein-coupled receptor moody
Biological process (GO): G protein-coupled receptor signaling pathway
Cellular component (GO): membrane
Molecular function (GO): G protein-coupled receptor activity
Source: RefSeq, a predicted model, not a curated record
GUGCUGGUCCCCGCACUGCGCGGCCGCCGUGCAGCAGCAGCUCGGGAGGAGGGCCACGGCGCGCGGAAUCACCAUGGAACCUGAUGAAAUAUCAACAAUGGAUACAUUACCUGUCAGCAAUGUAAGUGACGCGGCGACAUCAGAGCCGGCUCUGUUCCGGGAGUGUCCUUCGUUCGCAAUCUACACUGCGGCAGGCUGCUGUUUCCUCAUAGCCCUCAUCGGCGUGCCGUUCAACGCGGUCACCAUCAUGGCCCUCGGCAAGUGUAAGCUGAAGGCGAAACCGGCAUCUUUGUUUAUAAUGAACAUGUGCGCGGCGGAUCUGCUGCUGAGCGGAGUGCACGCCCCGUUGACGGGGCUGGCCCUGCUCCGCCGCACCUGGACGCUGGGCUCCGUGGCCCGGAGGUUGCUGCCCUUGUCGCGAUUCGUUCUGCUGGCCACUUCUAUGUUGUCUAUGAUGGCCAUCAGUAUCAGUCGGGUUAUUUUAAUCACGCAGCCAGCGAUUUCAAAUAGAUUAUUUUCGAUGCGUAAUGUUAUUUUGAUGGUGGUCACCAUAUGGUUUCUGGCAAUAAUGAUGCUAAUGCCAACCUGCUUUGGAAUUUAUGGACAGUUCGGACGCGAUAAUGUGACGGGAUCGUACACGAUUGUAGCAGAUUCAGCGGGACGAUCACCAAGAGCCAUUUAUUACAUAUUUACGUUUUUGACUUCAUUUGCGACUUUGACCAUUUGCUACACACGUUUAUUCUACGAAGUACGGGACUCCUCGAAAAGAUCAAAUCGGAGCUCCGCGCCCCGCGGCGGCAGCUGGGCCACUCGUCCGCCCGUCGCGCGUGCUGCUCAGCCGCCCUCUGUGGACACUUCUCCUGCUGAUCAGGAGAUCGAGUCCACCGAAGGCGCCUCGACCUCAUCGUCAUCCGGCGCAUCAGCGUUUCGUAACUUGGUCACCAAAUUGAAUACCAUGCAGCUGUCCAAAAAGGACCGGAAGCUGAUAAUCAUGAUCGCUGCGAUCUUGUGUUCCGUGUGGAUAUGCUACUUGCCGAUGACUCUGGUGAAGAUAUUUGAAAAGGACGUGCCCGUUAUUUUAUUCCUUAUUGGAUACAUCCUCGUGUACCUGGCGAGCUGUGUGAACCCUCUCGUGUACAUGGUGCUGUCCCACGAGUACCGGGACGCGUACCGGGGCCUGUUCCGGUCUGUUCCCCCCCGCGCCCCCCGGUGGUGA